Lasiodiplodia theobromae is the source of this 2148-nucleotide messenger RNA. Its product is annotated as Exocyst complex component. Lineage: Eukaryota; Fungi; Ascomycota; Dothideomycetes; Botryosphaeriales; Botryosphaeriaceae. Gene Ontology annotation, biological process: Golgi to plasma membrane transport; intracellular protein localization; exocytosis. Gene Ontology annotation, cellular component: exocyst. The transcript has 3 exons. The coding region runs from base 1 to 2148 and encodes 715 amino acids. The record is from RefSeq and is a predicted model, not a curated record.
AUGGAUGAGAAGGAGAAGAGCAGCAGGGGCAUUUCGCUCCGCAAAAAGAAGAAGGACCGCCCGAAGAUCAGUGCCCCCAAGCAAAUCAGCGGACCGCUGCCCGAGAACCUUCAAGGCCCGGCCAUUCCAGACGAGUUUCGCCAGAAAGCACAGGCUGCACGAGAGCAAGCUGCUGCUGCUGCCGCCGCCGCCGCUUCAGAAGGGGAGAGUCCUGGGGGCGGACAGCCUCUAAAUGCUCCUCGCGAACGCCCCCAGCCUGCUGCUAGCGGAAAGACCUCGGACCUGGUGAAGAGGAGGUACUCAACGCGCUUCAACCAGCUACCCAACGAAGGUCCCCCCGGCGGCCCCCCGCUCCCCGCCGUGCCUGGGAUUCCCAAACAAUUCGCUCCCCCGCCUCCCGUCGCGGAAGGCAAACCUAUCAGGACAGAUGGACGUGGGAUUAAGGUGGACAUCAAGGCGCUCAGGGAUCCUAGCCUCAGGCCCGAGCAGUACGUCGCGUCGCUGCUUGCUGAUGCUUCGGAAGCCGAUAUCCAGAGAUACCAGGAGGACUUGCGCAAAGUCAAGAACCGCACCUCUUCGGACUUACAACAUAAUGUUUACCAGAACCGUACCCAGUUUAUCAAGAUCAGUAAAGAGGCAGACAAGCUCAAGGGCGAGAUGCGCACCCUUCGCGCGCUCAUGUCUGACUUGACCAGCACAUUGGGCCAGGCCACGUCGUCCAGCUCGUUCAAGUCACCCGAUACCGGAAGCUCGCGCCGGAAUGCCAACCGCAGCUCCGUCGCCAACCUUGAAGCCCUUUGGAACACACACUUGCAGACACUGUGGAAGAGGGUCGAGGGCUCGCAGAAAUUCUUGCCUGCCAUUCCUGGUCGUCAUAUUGUGUACGAGUCGGGACGCUGGGUGGAGCUCAAUGCUGCCACUUGGAAGGUCAGACGAAGGGUGCACCUCAUUCUUCUUAACGACCACUUGCUCGUCGCUGCCGAAAAGAAACGCACCGAUGCCCCACAAAACUCUCGGGAUGCGAAACAGGCGCAGCAGCAUACACAGCUUGUUGCCGUUCGGUGCUGGCCCCUGCAAGAUGUCCAGAUGGUGGAUUUAUCAACCAAAACAAAUGCUGGCCGUGACCAAGGCGAGAAAAAGCGUGCUGCUGACUCGAUCAAUGUUCGCGUCGGAACAGAGUCUUUCACAUUUGCUAAUCCUGGCAGUGAUCAAGUUGAGAAGGCUACUUUGCUGUCGUCAUUCCGGAAGGCCACGGAGGACCUGCGCAAGAAUUUGGAGGCCGAAACUGAAGAAAGAAGCAAGACUAAUGACUCUGUUAACUAUUACGCUACCAGAGAUCUGAGCGUACUCAAGGAGCAAGACUUGCUUGAAGGCCUCGGUGAAAGCGCUUCCCAAAACCGGUCAAGCCUCUUCGUUGAUGUCGAUGGAAAGAGACAGAGCAUUCGGUGGGUUGAGAGCCAACUGGAUGAACUGGACAUUGAUAUUGCGUUGCACCGCUUUGAAGCAGCUGUCGAAAAGGUUGAUCGUCUUCGGCGAAUAUCCAAGAGCAUUAAAGGCAAUCCUCUUGCGCAAGAGAUCUUCCAGCACAAGGGAAAUGAGCGAGCAGCGAAGCUUGCAGGACUCUUGACAAGGCAGCUUCAGGAGACGCACAACUGGCCGACGGCAACGAAGAAGCACGUUGACUGGCUCAUUCAGCUGGGCUUCGAAGACCGGGCCCGGGAAUCCUACCUCGAGGCCCGCAGCGGCAUCAUAAAGAAGCGGAUAAGACAAUGCGUCUUUGAUGGCGACCUCCACCAAUACAUUUUCCAAAUAUCCUUCAUCUACUUCACACUCAUCCGCAACACCGUGGUCACCUACCAGAGCUGCUUCCAGGCCACCAUGAUGUCAGCCUGUGUCAAGUGGGCCAAGGACCACGUAGAGGAUUUCAACAGCAUCCUUUCCCGCCAGCUUAGCACCAUCGACGAGGAGAGCACCAUGUGGGAGGAGUGCAUGGCGCGCGCCAGGGAGCACGGAUCGAUGCUGUCCGAGGUCGGGCUCGACUUCAAGGACCUGGUCGGCAAGGGUGUUAGGCUGAGAGAUUCGGGAAUUGAUCUCUCGACGGGUAGAUCCGCGGAGGAUGGACCGGCGGGAUUGGGAUUGACCACUUGA